AUGUUACACAAUUUAAACUAUAAUUGGAUGGAUCAAUUAUCGGCUGGCACUUUAAACGAAAGCCCAGCGAUUAGCGAACUAACAUAUGAAUAUAUCAGAAGGAUUCCUAUUACAGAAUCACUAACUAGAGUUUUUAGAGGCGAUUACCUAAAAAAAUGGAAAAGAUCAGUACCACUGACCUCAAUCAACCCAUCAGAUAGUCCAGAAACACUGGAGCCUCACCCUCAAGGCAUAAAGAGGAUAUUUAGUACCCUCCCAAAGGGAAAAUCGCAUGAACGCUUCUUCUGGGUGUGCCAAGUCUGCGAUACGCUGUUUCUAAGAUGGCACUCCAGGAGAAAAGCGAGCUUCGAGAGCAUAUUCCCACUAUGCGCAGUGAAGUCUAUACACAGAGCAGACGAAUUGUCAUUCUUCGACAAAAGGGAGCCUUUUGAUGGAAUCGAUAUGAAACAAGUGUUCGUGAUAAACGGAAGAGUUGGACUAUAUUUGGCAGCGGAGUCAGAAAGAGAGGCCUUGCUGUGGAUAUCAGGGUUGUAUUUUGCGUCGAGAUACGCCAGAAGCGAGUACGCUCUAAACUGGAUAACAAACUCGCCACUGUAUAACAAUUAUCUGUCAACACAAAGGAGGAGGACGACAGAUUCGGAUCACCAAUUCAACUCUAAGAACCUGAAGGCAGUGCUGAAAGAAAAGAGGUUUAGCCUGAAGGCAAUGGGCAACUACGAUCUGAUGAAGGAAAUCGACGAGGAGUUCGCACUGCCAGUUAACCUAUCGCACCUGGUGGAGUUCAUGGAGGCGACGUCGCUCAUAUCGAGGCCGGAAAACGUGGAUAAAAUAGCGAUGUUCGUGAAAAGGAUCCUGGAGUACAGAAACAAAGUUAACAACAGCUUCGUGCAAAUGACAGCAUCGCUGGACAGGGGGAUGACGCCAGAGCAGAUGCUGAAGGCAGCGACGGAGCACCUGGAGUCGCUGAACGUGGACUACAGGCUCUUCAAGGGAGAAAUCACGAUGCUGUACCCACUGCUGACGGACGAGGAGGCGCAGGAUCUGUUCUACAGCAUCGUGAGGCAGUGCGCGCUGAGAAUAGUGCUGAACACGGGAGGAGGGAGCAGCCUGGAGUUCAUGCAGUCGCUGCCGACGGAAAACUACGAGCUUUUCAUGAAGAGAGUGCAGUCGGCAGACCUGAACGAGAUGACGACGAACGUGAUAUCUCUGGGAGAGGCGCUGAAGCCAAUCACGUACAUCAUGGACGCAGAGCCCUCGGAGGGGCCAGUGGUGUGCUUCAAGAAGUCGCUGAAGCCGAGGGUGCCAGUGCGCUUCCUGACGCUGCUGGGAUUCAACUGGUCUCUCGCGCAGAGCUUCAACAGCAUCUGCAUCCCGCAGGACAGCGAGGAGCUGGUGAACACGCUCUCGCUGACCAUGUCGGACUUCUGGAUCUCGAGCAGCCACAACACGUACCUGGUGGGAGACCAGCUGGGCGGCUCGGCGACGGCGAGCGCACUCGCGGAGGCGCUGAUCAGAGGCUGCAGGUGCAUAGAGCUCGACUGCCAGGACGGAGACGAGGAGCCGGUGCUCUGCCACGCCUGGAAAAACUGCCACCUCACGGGCUCAGUGACGCUGCGCGAGGGGCUGGCUGCGAUCAAAAGCGCCGCCUUCGAGACCUCGAUCAUGCCAGUGAUACUCUCCUUCGAGAUGCACUGCUCAGACGACUUUAAGCUCAUGGCGGCGGAGCUGGUGAAGCAGAUCCUGGGCGAGGAGCUGUUCCUGCUGGACGAGUCGGACCCAGUGGACCUGGCGGCGACGGUGGAGAUAGGAACUCUGGUGCGCAAGUUCAUCGUGAAGGCGAAGUACAAGUCGCCGGAGACGUCCCUCAUGGGCCCCGGAGAGUCGGAGUGGCAGGCGCUGAUAACGCUGCGGGGCAUCGACAUCGAGGAGGUCGACGAGAGCAACAUCGACAAGAUCAAGAGCAACACGGUAUUCGCGAUCUCGGAGACGAAGCUGCUGAAGCUGAAUAAAAGGAGCAACCUGAUCCAGAUGCUCUCAGAGCACUGCUUCGUGCGCGUGUACCCGUCGGCCACGAGGCUCGCGAGCACGAACUUCUGCCCAGUCAACGCGUGGAGCAUGGGAGUGCAGUUCGCAGCGCUCAACUUCCAGUCGCACGACAGGUCGAUGCUGAUCAACCACGGAAGGUUCUACAACUCGCAGGGCUACGUGCCGAAGCUGAUCUACCGCAACCUGGAGCCGUCGCUCCACAGCGGCAUCAACGGCCGCGACUUCGGCGGCGAGGGCCGCGCGGACCCGAGGCGGCUGAACAACGACCUCAUUCUCAAGGUACACGUGCUGAGCGGCACGCAACUGCCGAGCACGUUCGGCUACCAGGAGAAGAACUACGCGAACUCAUUCUGGAACGUGCUGUACUCGAUAGAGCGCGAGGGCUGUCCGCUGGACACCACGCACAUAAAGCAGCCCAGGGGCGCCGCCAGGAAGGAGAAGAAGAAGCUGAAGGCUGCAAUCGAGGCGGGGCUGAUGGUCGACGAGGACGACGAGCAGUCGACGCUCUACGAGGUCAUCGACAAGUCGGCGCGCGUCGUCGCCUCGAACCCGGAGAGGCUCUGCCCCUUCGUGGAGGUGGCCGUGGUGGGCCAGGGCGAGGCCUCGUACAAGACGAAGCCCGUCAACUUCAACUCGUUCAACCCGGUCUGGUCCGAGUCCAGCGGGCCCUUCGAGUUUAAAAUACGCGACCCGAACAAGGCGAUCAUCCUCUUCGACGUGAAGCACUUCGACACGAUAUCGUCCGAGACCGUGGGCCAGGCCGCCUUCCCGGUGAGCAGGCUGAGGCCCGGAAUCCGGUGGGUGCAGCUGCUGGACUCGAAGUUCAUGGAGAUCGAGAGCUGCGGACUCCUCGUCCACGUGCAGAUGAAGUUCAAGUGA
Molecule: messenger RNA, 2925 nt
Organism: Theileria orientalis strain Shintoku
Lineage: Eukaryota; Apicomplexa; Aconoidasida; Piroplasmida; Theileriidae
Product: 1-phosphatidylinositol-4,5-bisphosphate phosphodiesterase
Exons: 2
Coding region: 1-2925 (974 amino acids)
Biological process (GO): lipid metabolic process; phosphatidylinositol-mediated signaling
Molecular function (GO): phosphatidylinositol-4,5-bisphosphate phospholipase C activity
Source: RefSeq, a predicted model, not a curated record